GUCUAUUGAUCACAGAAAUGGGAGGGAACAUGCAUUAUAUUUUAACCAGUGUGUAAAGAAGGCUCUUCUGUAAUCAGCUAUCCGGACCCUUCUCUUCAGAGAAUUUCGUUUUAUAGCAAAUCGCUGUUGGGAUGAAGCUUUAUAGCUUUGGAGUCCUUGUAGCCACCAUCCUCUUCUGUGAGCAGCAUGGGUUCGCAUUUCAGAGUGGCCAGGUGUUAUCGGCACUUCCUAGAACCUCUAGGCAAAUUCAGAUUCUGCAGAAUCUUACUACAACAUAUGAGAUUGUUCUCUGGCAGCCAGUAACAGCUGAAUUUAUUGCGAAGAAGAAAGAAGUCCAUUUUUUUGUGAAUGCGUCUGAUGUAAGCAAUGUGAAAGCCCAUUUAAAUGAGAGCAGAAUUCUAUUCAGUGUCUUGUUGGAAAAUGUGGAAGAUCUUAUCCAGCAGCAGACGACCAAGGACACGAUCAACCCCCGGGCCUCCUCCUCCUACUAUGAACACUAUCACUCACUAAAUGAGAUCUAUUCUUGGAUAGAAGUUAUAAGUGAGCGGUAUCCUGAUAUGAUUGAAAAAAUCCACAUUGGAUCCUCAUAUGAGAAGUAUCCACUUUAUGUUUUAAAGGUUUCUAGAAAAGAACAAAGGACCAAAAAUGCCAUGUGGAUUGACUGUGGAAUCCAUGCCAGAGAAUGGAUCUCUCCUGCUUUCUGCUUGUGGUUCAUAGGCUACGUAACUCAAUCCUACGGGAAAGAGAAGGUGUAUACCAACCUUCUGAGGCAUAUGGAUUUCUAUGUUAUGCCAGUGGUUAAUGUGGACGGUUAUGACUACACAUGGAAAAAGAAUCGAAUGUGGAGAAAGAACCGUUCUUUCCAUGAAAAUAAUUCUUGCAUCGGAACAGACCUGAACAGGAACUUUGCUUCCAAACACUGGUGUGAGGAAGGUGCCUCAAGUCUCUCGUGCUCGGAAACCUACUGUGGACUUUACCCAGAGUCGGAACCAGAAGUGAAGGCGGUGGCUGAUUUCUUGAGAAGAAACAUCAACCACAUUAAAGCUUACAUCAGCAUGCAUUCAUAUUCCCAGAAGAUAGUGUUUCCAUAUUCCUAUAAUAGAAGCAAAACCAAAGACCACGAGGAACUGUCUCUGGUGGCCAGUGAAGCAGUCCAUGCUAUUGCAAAUACUAAUAGAAAUACCAGAUAUACACAUGGCAGUGGGUCAGAAAGUUUAUAUCUAGCUCCUGGAGGUUCGGAUGACUGGAUCUAUGACUUGGGCAUCAAAUAUUCAUUUACAAUUGAACUUCGAGAUACAGGCAGAUACGGAUUCUUGCUGCCAGAGCGUUACAUCAAACCUACUUGUACAGAAGCUCUCGCUGCUGUCUCUAAGAUAGCUUCGCAUGUCAUCAGGAAUGUUUAAUGCCCUUGAUUUUUUCAGUCUGUUCCCAUAUUUUAAUUGACUGAUUCCAGGAAUACCAAGUCAUUGUACCAGUUUCUUUUUAAGUUUUAUCGUUAGUUUUGCUAAAAGGUUUUCCUAUUUCUUGGUUUUGUCAAAGAACAAAAUAAAUGCUACCUUAAAAUUAA
Messenger RNA from Camelus dromedarius (Arabian camel), 1567 nucleotides. RefSeq names its product carboxypeptidase B2 (gene CPB2). The transcript is spliced from 11 exons. Gene Ontology annotation, biological process: proteolysis; fibrinolysis. Lineage: Eukaryota; Metazoa; Chordata; Mammalia; Artiodactyla; Camelidae. Gene Ontology annotation, molecular function: metallocarboxypeptidase activity; zinc ion binding. Bases 132 to 1403 code for a protein of 423 amino acids. The record is from RefSeq and is a predicted model, not a curated record.